AUGAAACCUCCACGCUCUUUACGUUCACAAGUACUCAAUACUGAUAAUAAUAAUGGACUUGGGAGUAUGAUGGACCCGUCUCGGCUGCAAUCCUUGCCUCCUACUUCUAACCCGUCCGAAACAUCGCUCGAACUCUAUCAUGGAAACACUAAUCGUCGAAUACAAGUCAUUCGAAUAGGUGCUAGUGCUGUUGAAGGACGUCCCACCAGCGUAAACACAGCUGCUCCAGUACUGCCAUUCAACAACCAAGUAAACACGUUCUCGACUUAUAUCGAUCGACAGCCUACGCUUUUUACCAAGAACGCUUCAACAGGACGCAAAAUGGCAGAGCUCAAGGUCGUUCUAGGCAAGGAACCAUCGGGCAGGUUGCAAGCGAAUGCAAAGGCACUCCCUCUGAGUCCCCAAGACUCAGAAUCCGCUGUCGCAUUAGAGCAGGCGAAAACACGUGCGCGGAUCAAACUCGACCUUCUCUUGGAAAGUGGCGUGUGCGUUGAGGGUGGAUAUCUCAAAGGCAAGGUCAUUGUCAACGUUCGCCCUCCUAUGAACAAGGAUGGCCUUACGUUUCUUGGACAAGGCAAGGUUCGGGUCGUUGGUUUCGAAGCGAUUCCCCACAACGAUCUAAGAUUUACUUUCUAUCACUGCGGCGCUAUGCUGGACGACGUUUCGCCAUUUAGCGAUUCACUCUACAACUCGCCAGAGGAUGCGACAGGGUUUCGCUUGGGCCGUAUUGGCAGACAUAUCCUCCCUUUCGCCAUGAGACUUCCACCGAGACAUCCAGACGCACCGGUAGCAAAGGGUGUAUACGAAAGUCGGACGAGUGGCAGCAGCAUUCGAUACAUUGCCAUGAUUUCAAUCAAAGUCAAAGACGUCGAAACGGGCCAGACAUCUAUCGCUCAUUUCUACCGCUACCUAGAGUUAUGGCCUCUACUAGAUCCUCUUCGAAGUUUGGCUCCAAGUCCGACACCCAUAUAUGCGACUACGUCCAAGAGCGUUUUUCUAGGUGGCUCGGGAACAAUCAAGUUGACAGCUAGCAUCCAUCGCGAGACUUGGGUAGCGGGACAGAAGUGCUUCGUCAAGGUAUUCAUUGCAAAUGACACAGAGAGGAAACGAGUUCAAAGUCUCACCUUGAGCCUGAUCCGCACGGAGACCAUGUUCAUACCAGAUCUGGACGCGGCAAUCCCAGAGGGCACUCUCAUACGCAGCGACUCUGACGCGUGUCGGACUUCUACAACCAAGCGAGUCAUAGCAAGGUCUACCCUGGAGAUGGGAGAAACUGCUAUAUCUCGACAUGUUACCGCCGUUGGCUGGUGGACGGGGGUGCCACCCUCAAGCGCGUUGGAGUUCAAUCAUAGCAUUCUGAUUCCGCCCCUUGCUUUAACGAUCCCCAGAAGUCGCUUGCUCGAGGUAGGGUUUGCACUGGACGUCCGAGUAGGCACAGGGACACUCUCUUCGGAAGUCUUUGUUAUAUUGCCAAUUAGAGUCGUCAACUACAUUUCAUUGGACCCUUUACCAGCAUUUGGACCACCCGAGAAGCUUGGGACCGUCUCCGACAAAACUAACGUCUCCUUUGUCGUCCAAAGACCCCCAUCUCUUACUCAAAUUGUUGCAAGAGAGUUGAUAUUUAGUCGAAGCCGUGCUCAAAGCGAACCACUACAGCCACCCACACUACCCUAUGUGUCCAUGCCAAAUGGGACUUACCGAGGGUCAGCCGAAAUGCCACGAACCGAAAAACUGCAAGUAUGCAAUCGAACCUCUCAAGAUAUGUCUCUAAGUAUCAGCGGUUUCCAUCCGCCAAGUAUAUGGAUCGACAAAUCUCCACAUGAACAGACUCCGCAUGCAAUUCAGGAAUCGGAUGACGGACUGGUAGAACCGGAAAGGCCCCCUAGCCAAUCUGACCUUCUCGCUAUGCUCUUUGGGGUUACUCAUACCCCAGAGGCUCCUGGAGUGUCACGUCAAGCCAACGAUCGAGUCGCAGCUACAUUGGUCCAGGAAACAAAGUUGCAACAUGAAGCGUGUUUAAGUGAAAGUGACCAGUUCGAACGGACAGAAAGCGAUGUCCCGGCCAACACCCCAACUAUCUCUGAAUGUCCUGUGCUAUUGCCGCUUCUCGAAUCAUCUCCUACAAGAGACUCACACGAUGCAUUGGAAGAGAACUUUCUCUUCGAAUGUAACGAGGAGGAUAUUGCAAGUAGCUUUCCAUCGCGACGAGGCUCGACAGACACAAUGGAGGUUCCCGUUUCUGGGCGACCUUUUUUCACUUGGUCGGACGACACCGACAAUUUCUCAACCGCCUCGAAAUCUCAAGGAUCAAGCGCAAUGACGACCCCGAACGAGUCCAAGAUCGCAUCAACAAGACGACCCCUACCACAAAGACCCCGCCCGCAUCCUAUUUUCAUGGCGAGGUCAUCUGGUUCACGUGCAUCGGUCUUGCCUCUAGAUCUCUCACCCUCAAAGAAGACUACAAUUCGCGAGAGUGCGGACCUUUUCAAAUCAGACCUGCUGGUAACCGAGAUCAACCAAGAUGUUGCAUUGCAAAACAUAGUGGUAAAGGCGAAGGAAUCUGCAGAAAUCGUCUCCUCAACCAGCAUGAACGAAGUCCCCACCACUGUCUCAGCAUUGAUGCGUCAGGACCUCGAUACCCCAAUAUUGCCGAGCUAUCGAGAACAAGAGAUAAAAGGACCUGCGGUUUUCGAACGGUCUUUUGCCACUUCUACGCGUCCAGCACGAACCCAAGAGAUGAAAAGGCCGCCAGUCACCCUCUCCUCAAUUAAAGCGCGCAUCGCAAUGUUCGAGCAACGUGCGGCUGAUGAAGCUACUCGCACACCCCCAUUCACUGUUCACGCACCUUCUCAGCGAACUCGAGGCAGCGUUGGAGAUCCACUCAAGAGCAAGAGGCUUUGGUAA
Serendipita indica DSM 11827 is the source of this 2904-nucleotide messenger RNA. The record is from the annotation of a GenBank genome assembly. NCBI's taxonomy places the organism in Eukaryota, Fungi, Basidiomycota, Agaricomycetes, Sebacinales, Serendipitaceae.